GAUUCGAACACAAAGCAGCAGCAGCUCAAAUAACGAACUGACUCAGAAUAAGACUGGAUCCUUCUCAGAAGACGAAAACUGCUACUCUCCGGCUUAAAAAAACUACUUUCUUGAUAAACUUGACCUUGAUCUCUCCAUCCAAAAUCGGAUUUGUACUUCAAAACGCGACAUGAUAUGUCAUAUUUUUCGGUUGGGACCAAUUCGCUGUUACUCCUACUUCUUUCCGGGACCAUUUCAUUCCGUGUAACAAUUAGUGAUCGGACAAGUCACGGUUGUGCAGUUAGUGAAUCGGGUGGUUUGUUAUAAAACGUUAAACUAUUGGGCAAGUAAGUUGAAUGGAAAUACAGGAAAGCGUUCCUUGAUAGUGGACGAGAUAGAGGACGAGAAGGGAGUUAUCCUAGUGGGACUACUAAUGGAAGUAAUAAUCGUCGUCGCCUAAGUGCGUGGGACUUUUGGGAGGACGAGUGGAUGAGCAUGGCCACAACGGAAGGCAUUUCUUCCAAGAACAACAAAAAUGUCGUUAUUCGUCAAGGAUUUUUGGGGAAAAAGUCGGCAAGUCGGACUCGUUUUGGAGGUGUCUCUUUCAACCUUCGCUGGUUCACUUUAACGCAGACGGAAUUAAUUUACGCCUUGAAUGACAAAGAGCCCAUCCGAGUGAAAGGCCGCAUCCGACUCGACGCAUGUUCUUGGGUGGAGAAAGCCGAGCUAGGUGGAGAACCCCCCACGACUGAAUUUGGCUCUUGCCUCCCUUCUCCGCAUUAUCACAAUCACUCCUUCGUCUUUCAGGUUGCCUAUCUGGUCGAAUCAAAGACGAGGAUCUUGCACCUUCAGGCAAUCGACGACGGGGACCGUGACUCUUGGGUGGAUGCCAUUAAUCAUUGUUUAAACGGAAAUAAAAACAGUAGUCCUCUUCGCUGUGGGAGCAGCACGUCAACCAACCCAAACUCCGCAACUACGACGCCAGAACAUCCCGGUAAAUCACUGCCCUGUGAAUCCAACAAUAGUUCAUCGUCACCAUCUUCCCUCCCUCUUUAUCACCGUGGUGUGUGGUCCAUCGCUGCAGAAAGGUGGACGUGCUGCGGUCGUGACCGUGAGUGCCCGGGUUGUGAACUGUUCAGCUCCAACAGUGCUAAUAGUAACACUGCCAAUAAUAACAGUGGUGGGAAUAAUAAUAGCAACGUGUUCCACUCGCCCUCUUCCUCCUCGUCAAGCUCAAACUCGUCCCUCCCCUCAACACUACCGACCUCGAAUAGUACGAAUGGGGUCGUAAGUCGGUCAAACUCUUCUGGAUCGUCGUCCCAAACGCAAACUCAACAACAGCAACAACACCACCAUCAUCAUAACCACAAUAAUAACGGGGGUCAUUUUCAUACGAGGCAAACGUCUGCCCUCUCAGAUUCGCCCCCACAGCCGCCGACCAAACCAACCGUGAAAAGUCCGUCGAUCAAUCAACUCAACUGUUUGAACAAUAAUCCGGCCGUAGUCCCUCUCAGCCUCAAGUCUCUCUCCCACCACAAUCUGCUCACGGGGGGUGCACCGGCAAGCUUGGUGCACACGGGGCCCUCCUUGGGAAGCGUGAGUGUGAGCAAUAGCCACCCUCAACCGCCGAGAAAGAAGGAGCCCGGCGUAACCAUUAUCGGACUUCCUCCCGUCAACGGGCAACAGCAACUCAAUAAGAAUAUUAAUAAUCGAGGAGGUGGUGGGAAUAACAAUUUGCUCGCUCAUACGUCGCCACCCCAUCCGUUACCGUUGAUUGGACUUCCGCCACAUCCAAUUCCCCAGCAAGGUCAUAACAAUAAAGGAAACAACAUACUCAUGAGUUCUCCCGAAAUGGAGGCUCAAACGACUCCGGGCACCCCAGUGAACAAGGCGAGAGAUCCGACAGCCCGACGACUCGUGGUGGCACUGUACCCCUUCAAAGCUAUCGAGUCCGGGGAUCUCUCGCUGGAAAAGGGUGAGGAGUACGAGAUCGUAGAUGAUACGCAGGAACAUUGGUGGCAAGUUCGGAACAAGAGCGGAUCUGCAGGUUACAUUCCUAGUAAUUACGUGAAAGAAAAGGAGCUUUUGGGUCUCCAGAAAUACGACUGGUAUGUUGGUGACAUGUCCCGCCAACGGGCUGAAACCUUACUCCGCUACGAUGACAAGGAAGGUUGUUUCGUUGUUCGGAACUCUUCCACGAAAGGAUUAUACACAUUGUCCCUCUACACCAAAGUUCCACACCCUCAAGUGAAGCACUAUCACAUCAAACAAAAUCCAAGGAACGAGUUUUUCUUGUCAGAGAAACAUUGCUGUUCCUCCAUUCCCGAUCUGAUCAAUUAUCACCGACACAACAGUGGCGGUUUGGCGUCACGUCUAAAGCAUCCUCCUUCGGCGGAAAGAUGUGCCCCUGCCACAGCUGGACUUUCCCACGAUAAAUGGGAAAUCGACCCCUCCGAGCUCAUGCUUCACGAGGAGUUGGGCUCUGGCCAGUUUGGUGUCGUUCGUCGCGGCAAGUGGCGUGGCACCACGGACGUCGCGGUCAAAAUGAUGAAAGAAGGGACCAUGAGUGAAGACGACUUUAUCGAAGAAGCUAAAGUUAUGACUAAACUCCAACACACGAAUCUCGUUCAAUUGUACGGUGUGUGCAGCAAGCAUAGACCGAUCUACAUUAUCACUGAAUACAUGAAACAUGGUGCUCUUCUCAACUACUUGCGCAGAAAUGAAACAAAUCUUCAAGUCAAUCUUGACGCCCUCCUGGAUAUGUGCACUCAGGUUUGCAAAGGGAUGGCAUACUUGGAACGACACAAUUACAUUCAUCGCGACCUUGCAGCGAGAAAUUGUCUUGUCGGGUUGGAUAAUGUGGUGAAAGUGGCAGACUUCGGGCUUGCGAGAUAUGUUCUAGAUGACCAGUACACUAGUUCCGGUGGAACUAAAUUCCCUAUAAAAUGGGCUCCUCCAGAAGUUCUAAACUAUACCAGAUUCUCGAGCAAGUCUGAUGUUUGGGCUUACGGUGUCCUCAUGUGGGAGGUGUUCACCUGUGGAAAAAUGCCAUACGGGAGGUUGAAGAAUACCGAAGUUGUCGAACGAGUCCAGCGUGGGAUCGUACUAGAAAAACCAAAAACCUGUCCCAAAGAGGUGUACGAAACGAUGAAAAAGUGCUGGGCCCUCCAUCCGGAUGAAAGACCUUCAUUCCGACUCCUCAAAGAACAACUCGUCUCCGUCGCCCAAGUCCUCCUCGUCGACUAAUUUCCCCAUGACUAACUAUUUCAUCUUCUUUCUCGCAUUCCAUCCACAUUUUUUUUUACUCCCCGGCUUUCAUCAAAGCUUUCUUUUAUUUAAAACGAAAUCCAAGGUUCAAGUAGUGACCAUGAACUAUAGAAAUUACAUAUUAUAUUGACAAUUAGGACAUACACACAUUCAUUCAUUCAUGAUGAUGACUAUGAUGAGCUGCUAACACUAAUUGUAUUCCUCCCAUUCACUUUAUACUGAGCCGCCAACUUAAUUGAUCCAAGGUGUUUAAUAUACCUCAAGGGUGAAUUUUACAUAACGUUAACUAUCUACUCGUACAAGAUAACCACAAAAGUGUCAAAAUUUCCCGACUAAGUAGAUGAUGAUUCGAUUACAUAAUCUUCUGUUUAAUUUAUACGCAAUACAAUACAAUGUGAUGAUGAUUCACUCAUACAUAACCCACAACAUAGUCUCGCUGCUCUCCUAGUAUUUAUAACUUACUACGUGAAUUUCGAAGGCAUAUCGCCAUGAGAUAAGUGGGGAACAUGAAAGAUAAAAAAUACACAUAAACAACAAGAACAAAUCCCAAUAAACAAUCAACAUGAAAACAAUUUUGUUUAUGUCGCCGCCUGAGUAUAUAAAUAUAUAUAAAUUUAGACAGCAACAAGUAGAAAUAUUGUUAUUUCUACUAUUUUAAUUAGUACUUAGAGAUUUAGUAAUGCUGCUACUCCGAUACGCUGGAGAUAUUAUUGUGAUUUUUAAAUUUGACUGAUUUCCAUUGUUAGCUUCGGUUAGUUAGGUGGCUAGUUAAUGCAUGCAGAUUUUAAACUUAUGUAUUAAGAGAGAUGAGUAACUUAAGAAAAGUUUAAUUGUUUCGCAAAAAAACAUUUGUACAAUGUGGUCGCAGACCGAGAUUAAAUUAAUAUUGACACUACAUGUGAGAAUUACAUACAUAUGCAAAUGUGAGUCGACAGAUCUAUGGAGUUGACUCUGAAUAGAAAAUGCGUGAGCAACAAUUGCAAUAUUUAAUGAAAUGAGUUUGUUUCACAUAAAUUACAAUGAUGAAUACAUUGAGUUGAAAAGUAAAAAACAAA
This is a messenger RNA of Folsomia candida, 4301 nucleotides long. It is a transcript of the gene Btk29A, whose product is annotated as tyrosine-protein kinase Btk29A. NCBI's taxonomy places the organism in Eukaryota, Metazoa, Arthropoda, Collembola, Entomobryomorpha, Isotomidae. Gene Ontology annotation, molecular function: protein binding; ATP binding; non-membrane spanning protein tyrosine kinase activity. The transcript has 17 exons. Gene Ontology annotation, biological process: peptidyl-tyrosine autophosphorylation. The record is from RefSeq and is a predicted model, not a curated record. The coding region runs from base 469 to 3225 and encodes 918 amino acids.